Messenger RNA from Chrysochloris asiatica (Cape golden mole), 1683 nucleotides. RefSeq names its product zinc finger protein 343-like. Lineage: Eukaryota; Metazoa; Chordata; Mammalia; Afrosoricida; Chrysochloridae. Gene Ontology annotation, molecular function: zinc ion binding; RNA polymerase II cis-regulatory region sequence-specific DNA binding; DNA-binding transcription factor activity. The transcript has 3 exons. The coding region runs from base 1 to 1683 and encodes 560 amino acids. The record is from RefSeq and is a predicted model, not a curated record. Gene Ontology annotation, biological process: regulation of transcription by RNA polymerase II.
AUGAUCUGUGCCCUCAGGGCCUCCAGCAAACCAACACCAGAAACCUACCCUGGUCCCUCCUGCCUUCUGCCUUUCUCCUGUCAGCAAUUCCUCAGCCAACACGUUCUGCAGAUCUUCCCAGGCGUGUGUGCAGAAUAUCCCUUCCAUCUAGGGCGGUCCAGCCCAGAGCAGUGGGAUUCUCAUCAGAGCUGCAGUGGGAAGAACACAGAUGUCAUCAGACCCUUGUGUGGGAGGACAGGGGACAGAGAGACUUCAAGGACGUCCUUCAGCCCAGCCCAAAGACGGUCAGCAAGCCCUAGAGACGGCCACCCAGGGGCAGGAAUAGAGCACAGCUCAGCCCAGAGGGUGAACUCUGUGGAAGCAGACCGAGGGCUGAAGGAAUCAGGAAGCUCAAGAUUCGGAGCAGUCAGCUCUGGAGAGGAUGGACCAGACUGUGGCCUGAAGUCAAACUUUAUCACAAACCAGAGGCCCCUCCUCCGGGAGAAGUCCCAUGUGUGCAUGGAGUGUGGGCGAGGCUUUAACUGGAAAUCAGUUCUCCUGAGACACCAGAGGACCCACUCGGGAGAGAAGCCUUACAUGUGCAAGGAGUGUGGGCGAGGCUUCAGCCACAAGUCGAGUCUCCUCACACACCAGAGGAAACACUCGGGAGAGAAGCUUUUUGACUGUAGUGAGUGUGGCCGAGGCUUUACCCAGAAGUCACACCUCCUUAUGCACCAGAGGACGCACUCCGGGGAGAAGCCGUAUGUGUGCAGCGAGUGUGGACGAGGCUUUACCUGGAAAUUAAGCUUCCGUAGACACCAGAAGACACACUCAGGGGAGAAGCCACAUGUGUGUAAAGAGUGUGGCCGAGGCUUUACCCAGAAGUCUCACCUUCUUAUGCAUCAGAGUACACACUUAGGGGAGAAGCCGUAUGUGUGCAGCGAGUGUGGACGAGGCUUUACCUGGAAAUUAAGCUUCCGUAGACACCAGAAGACACACUCAGGGGAGAAGCCACAUGUGUGUAAAGAGUGUGGCCGAGGCUUUACCCAGAAAUCACGCCUCCUUAUACACCAGCGGACCCACUCGGGAGAGAAGCCCUAUGUGUGUAGUGUGUGUGGCCGAGGCUUUACUGAGAAAUCAGUCCUCCGUAUGCACCAGAGGACACACUCAGAACAUAAGCCAUAUGUUUGCAGUGAGUGUGGCCGAGGCUUUAACCGGAAAUCGCUUCUCCUCAUCCAUCAGCGGACACACUCAGGGGAGAAGCCAUACGUUUGUAGUGAGUGUGGCCGAGGCUUCACCCGGAAGUCAGUCCUCCGUAUACACCAGAGGACACAUUCAGGAGAGAAGCCUUACGUUUGCACUGAGUGUGGCCAAGGCUUUAACGAGAAAUCAUGCCUCUUUGUGCAUCAACGGAAAAUACACUCAGAGGAGAAGCCAUUUGUGUGCAAGUGUGGGCGAGGCUUUCGGUAUAAAUCAAGUCUCAUCAGCCACCAGAGAACACACUCUUGUGAGAAACCUUACAUGUGUGUGGAGUGUGGGCGAGGCUUUACCCAGAUGGCUAGCCUUUUCUUCCACCAGAGGACACACUCAGGGGAGAAGCCACACGUGACCCACUCGGGGGAGAAGCCCCAUGUGUGCCAGGAGUGUGGGCGAGCCUUUAGCUAUAAGCAAAGCCUCACGAGACACCAGCAGAUUCACUCCUAA